CCUCUCUGGCCCCAGUACCUAGGCUCUGUUUUGGAAGACACCCAGGAACGGCUCAAGCCUCAGUCUGAACUCGGGAGUAGUGGCUGGAACCUGUGAGGAGUAAAAGUCCCUCGCAAUUUUCGACUGUUGGAAGAACUCGAAGAAAGCCAGAAAGGAGUAGGAGAUGGCACAGUUAGCUGGGGUCUAGAAGAUGACGAAGACAUGACACUUACAAGAUGGACAGGGAUGAUAAUUGGGCCUCCAAGAGACCACUAGAUGUCGCUGUUUACAAAGAAACAGUUAUUUGUGCAGCAUGCAAUGAGGAAAGGGCACAGGUGCCUCAGAAGGGAACCAUCGGAGGGUACCUUCAAGGGUGCCACCUGAUGGGGAGAUGUCACCACAGUGUGGUCUUCAGACACAAACAAUUUAUGAAAACCGAAUAUACAGCCUUAAAAUAGAAUGUGGACCUAAAUACCCAGAAGCACCCCCCUUUGUAAGAUUUGUAACAAAAAUUAAUAUGAAUGGAGUUAAUAGUUCUAAUGGAGCGGUGGACCCAAGAGCCAUAUCAGUGCUAGCGAAAUGGCAGAAUUCAUAUAGUAUCAAAGUUGUCCUGCAGGAGCUUCGGCGCCUAAUGAUGUCUAAAGAAAAUAUGAAACUCCCUCAGCCACCUGAAGGACAGUGUUACAGCAACUAAUCAACAAGGAAGCCACAGGCCCGCCCCUCCCCCACUCGAUUUAAGCAGUCUUCAUUUUCCACAGUAGUACAUUUUCUAGAUACGUCUUGUAGACCUCAAAGUACUGGAAAGGAAGCUCCCGCUCAAAGGCAGUUUAUCUUAAGAUACUGUAAAUGAUACUAAUUUUUUGUCCAUUUGAAAUAUAUAAGUUGUGCUAUAACAAAUCAUCCUGUCAAGUGUAACCACUGUCCACAUAGUUGAACUUCUGGGAUCAAGAAAGUAUAUUUAAAUUGAUUCCCAUCAUAACUGGUGGGGCACAUCUAACUCAACUGUGAAAAGACACAUCACACAGUCACCUUGCUGCUGAUUACAUGGCCUGGGGGCUCUGCCUUCUCCAUCUCCUCCCCCCUCCCCCUUCCUCCCUGCAACAGCCCUCCAGCUUGGGGUGGCUUGUUAGAGUAGGUGUGAAGGUUUCAGGUCACAGCCUGUGGGACUACUGCUGGGUGUGUGGGGGUGCUUCCUUUGCACCCCUGGUUUCUUUUUAAGUCUUAAAUGAUGCCCCUUCCCCUUCUGAGCCACCAUCCUUUCCCCACUCUACUACCACCCUUGGCGGAAGCAUAGAUUGUAACCCCCUCUGCUCCCCUCCGAAAUUGGCCUUUGGUGAGGAAUUCAGGGCUUUCCCCAUAACUUCCCCCACCACCUUUAUAUCGAGGGGUGCUGCUUCCUCCUUCCUCCUCUUCAGGUCCCUUUCUUGCACCACCACCACCCAACACUUUCCAUGACACUCCCCUGCUUUGGCCAGAAGCCAUCAGGUAAGGUUGGAAAGAGUCUCUGACCUCCCUCGUUUAGUUUUGGAACCACAUUCAUUUAUUCUCCAGCAGCCCAGGAAAUGAAAAUUGGGUCCGCAGCCCUGCCUCGCUCUGCUGUCAUCAUCAGCUGAUAGGUUUGUUUGUUAAGCUCAGGAAGGCCACAGAAGACACUUGUAAGCACAUAUGAUCCCUCUGAAUGAAUUUUGUUGUUGUUCCUAUCAUUGCUUUUGCUUUUACAAAUUGAAGUUUUAAACAGAGCUCUCAUUUGGUCAUCUUUGCAAUCCAUUUGGGUCUAGUUUGGAAUCUGACAACUGGAACAAAA
This is a messenger RNA of Myotis brandtii (Brandt's bat), 1783 nucleotides long. It is a transcript of the gene UBE2V1, whose product is annotated as ubiquitin-conjugating enzyme E2 variant 1. Gene Ontology annotation, biological process: protein K63-linked ubiquitination; DNA damage tolerance. Gene Ontology annotation, cellular component: nucleus. Bases 371 to 673 code for a protein of 100 amino acids. The record is from RefSeq and is a predicted model, not a curated record. Lineage: Eukaryota; Metazoa; Chordata; Mammalia; Chiroptera; Vespertilionidae. The transcript is spliced from 5 exons.